AUGAUAAGAACAACAAAAUAUUUCGAUGCAUUAUCGACUCAACCAACAGUUCCACCAAUUAUCCUUCGAAAACCAGUUCGAAUUGUUAAAGCUGUACAACGUUCGGCACAAUCACCAUCAAUAAAUGAUUUAAAAACAUCUGUCUCGACAAAAAUGAAUUGUGAAAAUGAUUUAAAACCAUUGCCAUUACCAUAUUCAAAUGAAUUAAUAUUAAAUAAUCAACAUCAUCGUAGUUCAGAUUAUAUAAAAGAUUUAUUUCCAAUACCUAAUCAUCUUAAACGUAAGCGUUCAAUACAAAAUUCCGAAACAAAUAGUAUGAACAAUAUACAAACAAUGUUAAAUAAUAAUAUUCGACAAACGGAAGAUUUAUUAUUAAAUGUAAAAAAGACUUUAGAAACAUUACAAGCAAACCAAAGUAUUAUCAAUGACGAAAUUGAAAUAAAUACAACACUUGGUAUAAAAUUAAUUAAUAUAAUUGAAUCAAAAGCUGAAUUAAAUGAAACUGAAAAAGUUAAAUUACAUAUCAGUGAAAUCGAUACAAUUACAUCAAUUCUUCUCAAACUUAGUAGCCGAUUGGCUAAAGUUGAAAAUGAUUUAUUGAUGAUUACAGAUGAUAAUAUUCAUACAAAAGCAAGUUUACUUGAACGACGUGAAAAGAUUCAAGAAAAACAUAACGAAGCAAAAUCAUUAAAAGAUGGUAUUGAUCGACGUAGUCGUUUAGUAACAAAUAUUCUUCGAAAAUAUUUUUCUGAUGAACAAUAUGAUGAUUAUGAUCAUUUUAUACGAAUGAAAUCUGCAUUAUUAAUUGAUGCAAAAGAUCUUGAAGAAAAUAUUGCAUUUCUUCAAAAACAAAUUGAAAUAUUACAUAAUACAUCAUCAUCAUCAUUAUCAUCAUCACCAUCAUCAUUAUCAGUUGUAAAUAAUCAACAAUAUUCAUCAACAUCAUCCAUAUCUCUUUUUGAAAAUUUACAAAGAUCAAAUUCAACAAGUUCAACAUCAAAUAAAGUUGAUAAUUUACAAACAAACUAUUUUAAUACUAUUUCGACCACGGCCUAG
This is a messenger RNA of Rotaria sp. Silwood2, 1056 nucleotides long. NCBI's taxonomy places the organism in Eukaryota, Metazoa, Rotifera, Eurotatoria, Philodinida, Philodinidae. The record is from the annotation of a GenBank genome assembly.